AAUCGACUUGCACAAUAAAAUGUUAAUAUUUACAACAAAUUAACUAAAAAAUAAUUCAUGGCAUAUUUUCUAAAUUAAGAAUGAAAAAAAUUAACCACAAUUCAUUAAAAUUAAUAAGUAAAAUUCCUUUUCGGCAAUAUUCUGGAGAAUAUCGCAUAUUUCACUUUACAGGAUUUGGCAAUCCACCGCAGAACGACAAUGACACAGAAAUCAAUGCAAAAAAGUUACUAAUUCCGAAGACGCUUGAAGCAACAAGUGGCAUAAGUGAUAGGUUAACAUAUAAGGACAAUCUGUCAGAAAAUGUCAGCAAAUCUCCGCCAGCAUUAAAAAAUUUAACAAAUACCGCUUUACUAGAAAGCUCUUCCAUUGCAACAACAACUUCGAAACCACCAGUUGAAUGUGCUGAAAAAAAACUUGAAAAGAAAACUGAAAAACCCAAAUGUUUAAGGCCAGUUCCGCGUGUAAAGUUGGUUGACGAACCACCGGAUGACUGCAAUGUACGAAAAGCGGAAAUACCAACCGUUAAACUGCGUGAUGGUCAUGUAAUGCCCAUGUUUGGACUUGGUACUUGGGGUGCGGCGAGCAUUAAAGCCGAAAGGGCAGUUAAGCAUGCCUUGAAAGUGGGUUACCGCAUGAUUGAUUGUGCGCAUGUUUACGAAAAUGAAGAAGCUGUUGGUAAAGCAAUAAAUAGAUCGAUUGAAAAGUGUAUUGUUAAACGCGAGGAACUAUUUGUAAUAAGCAAAUUGUGGAAUACCUUUCAUGAGCCGCAUUUAGUAAUGACUGGCUGCCGGCAAUCUUUGUGUGAUUUAAAAUUAUCGUAUCUUAACCUAUAUCUCAUACACUGGCCCAUGGGUUACAGAGCUGGAGAUGAUCUGAUACCCUAUGAUGCGUGUGGUCGCGUGAUUGGUUCACGUGUAGAUUAUAUUGAAACAUGGAGAGCAAUGGAGGAGUUAGUUGAGCGGCGCUUAACACGUUCUAUAGGUCUUUCUAAUUUCAAUAAGAAUCAAAUUGAGCGUAUUUGGAAAAUUGCUAAAAUAAAACCAGUUGUCAAUCAGGUUGAAUGUCAUCCAUAUUUAAACCAAAAACGUUUGAAGGCAUAUUUAAAGAAGAAGGGAGUUGUACUUGUUGCGUACAGUCCGUUGGGAGCGCCAGCUAGACCCUGGGUAAAGAAGGAUGAACCAAAGGUAUUGGAUGAUAAUCUGAUUAAGACAAUAGCUUUUAAUACUGGACGCACACCGGCGCAAGUUUGUAUUCGUUAUCAAAUACAGCGCGGUAAUCCCGUCAUACCGAAAUCAGUGACACCAAGUCGCAUUGAGAGCAAUUUUGAUGUGGCAAAUUUUGAAUUGUCUGAUCAAGAAAUGAAAAUAUUAGACAAGUUAGAUAGAAAACUGCGUUUCGUGACCCUAUCACAGUUAUCAAAUCAUCCACACUAUCCAUUUAAUGACGUCUUUUAAUAUCAUUUUCAACAACAACUAAUUAUUUCAAAAUUACUUAAUACUACAAGGAAUAUUUAUGAAAUUCUUAAUAAGCUAUUCAAUGGGUACAACAUUUUAUUUCAAUGUC
This is a messenger RNA of Bactrocera neohumeralis, 1563 nucleotides long. RefSeq names its product aldo-keto reductase family 1 member B1-like. The transcript has 6 exons. Lineage: Eukaryota; Metazoa; Arthropoda; Insecta; Diptera; Tephritidae. Gene Ontology annotation, molecular function: aldose reductase (NADPH) activity. Bases 81 to 1454 code for a protein of 457 amino acids. Gene Ontology annotation, cellular component: cytosol. The record is from RefSeq and is a predicted model, not a curated record.